Messenger RNA from Sporothrix schenckii 1099-18, 1203 nucleotides. Its product is annotated as oxidoreductase, short chain dehydrogenase/reductase family. Gene Ontology annotation, cellular component: intracellular anatomical structure. Bases 1 to 1203 code for a protein of 400 amino acids. Gene Ontology annotation, molecular function: oxidoreductase activity, acting on NAD(P)H, oxygen as acceptor. The transcript is spliced from 3 exons. NCBI's taxonomy places the organism in Eukaryota, Fungi, Ascomycota, Sordariomycetes, Ophiostomatales, Ophiostomataceae. The record is from RefSeq and is a predicted model, not a curated record.
AUGGCAGAUCUGCUCCCAACCCCAUCCGAACAACAUGUUCUAGAAUCGUUCCGCCUUGCCGGCAGAGUCGCCAUCGUCACAGUGCUGACAAGGUCACCGUCUUCUCCGACAGGUGGUUCGCGUGGCAUUGGCCUGGCAGUGGCCGUUGCGAUCGCCGAGGCCGGCGCAGACGUAGCCAUCGUGUACAAUACAGCCAGGGAUGCAGAUACUACGGCGGUAUGGCUGAGUUACACGCACAGUGUCCGAUGCAAGGCCUAUCAGUGCAACAUUUCCGAUGCGACUGCCGUAGAUGCUAUGGUCGACCGGGUCGUCGCUGAUUUUGGCAGGCUGGAUAUUAUGGUCGCCAACGCCGGCGUUGCCCAUGACUACCCAGCGGAAACAACGACGCCGGAGCGCCUGGCGCAGACAAUGCGUGUCAAUUUUGACGGCAGCCUGUGGUGUGCACGAAAGGCUACGCAGCUGUGGCAGGCCACGGGCCAGUAUGGCAACAUCAUCUUUACGACGAGCAUGAGCGCCAGCAUCGUCAACGUGCCCGACAAGCAGGCCGUGUACAACGCCUCCAAGGCCGCUCUGGUUCACCUGGCCAAAAGCUUGUCCAUUGAGUGGCUCGGCACCUGCCGGGUCAACUGCAUCAGCCCUGGCUACAUUGCCACCGAAAUGCUGGACUCGAUUCCAGCCGACACGCAAAAGACGUGGAUCGAUCUUACGCCGGCCAAGCGGAUGGGUCUGGCGCACGAGCUGAAAGGGGAUCUUCCACCAAAAGCGCCUGGCCGUCUUCCCCGUCGAAUCUGUCUGCUGCCAAAUCAUCACCAGCGCAUCACGAGCCCGCGUAAUGUUGCCAAUAGCAACGCUUUUCUCCAACAGAAACAGCCGGUCGAGCACAAAAUAGCGCUGCCGUGGGUUGCCAGUCUCACAGCCGGCGAUGAACAGCGGCAGAGUGAGCGCGGCAAACUCGCAGUGGGCGCCAACAGGGAGCGUUUCCAGCAUGUCCAGACAGCCGUCCACGGCGCGGGCUUUGGCGUACGGGAGGCCGUCGAUGAGAGCGCGCCACUCGGCUGGCUCAACGUCAAUAAGGGUGCUCUCUGCGUACUCAAUCAUGGCGUGCAGAAAUACAAAGGCAGCAUAGCGGAUGCGCUGGGCGACAAACAGCAACCGCCCGAUCUGGGCCAUGGUGACGCCAGCUGGACAUGGCUGUUCUCCUAG